AUGUCCCAAAGCCAAAAUUCCAGUUUCCAAUCACCUCUCUACCUAUCAUCAUCAUUAGGUUAUGAUGAAGAAGAUACCCAGACCACACUCCCAAGCUUUGAUGGGCAUACAUUCCUCCGGCCAGAUACACCUCCUCCUCCUCCUCCUCUACCGUUUAUCCGCGUUGGACCCGACCGAAGAAAAUCCUAUUUCCUCUACAAUAUGGUAGAGCAUACUGAGUGGGUUGACUGGUGGCUACAAACUGACUAUGGGAGGAAAAGUAAGAUCCACUGGGAAGCAGCCCGCCAGGCCCCAAUUUGGAAUAACUUCCAUCAGGUUGCCCAAAUCACAGAUGGUGCACCAAAGGUUAUGUGUAAGCGGUGUAGCAAGGUUCUUGAACAUGCUCACUCUGCCUGUCAAAAUGGCUACCAAGGCACAUCAACCAUGGCUAAACACCUAAAAACUGCAAAAUGCCAAAACUCUAUGAGGCGGAAGGAGAAUAUUACUGGUUUCCUUAUAAGCAAGGAAGAUGAGCCAUCUACUACUCCUGCUCUUGCUCCUUUCUCACAGCUAGGCUGGGAGGAAGAAAUCUUACAAUUUCUUACUAUCAACCGGCUUCCAUUCCACCUUAUUGAGCAUCCAACCUUUCAUAGUCUGAUUCAUAAGGCUCGCUCUUCACCAUUACCUCCAACCAUCCCGUCUGCAAAUACAAUUCGUCGGCGACUACAAGAUCUAGUUGCAGACCGCCAGAGAUCCAUUCUUAACCUCCUACCGCCCAGCUCAAAAAUUUCAAUUGCGCUGGACUGCUGGACUUCUCCGUUUUCGCAAGCAUUUAUGGCCGUUACUGGCUAUUUUAUUGAUGCAGAUUGGACCUAUCGGGAGGUGCUUCUUGGUUUUAAACCACUCUCUGGGUCACACUCUGGUAUAAGUCUUAGUAGUGUUCUUCUCAACAUACUCCAAGAGCAUCAGAUUACAGACAGAGUUCUUGGAGUUACAACUGAUAAUGCAUCAAAUAAUAAGACUAUGAUUGAUGCAAUUCAACAAGCCCUACCUGAGAAUCUUAGCAUUACCCGGAUACCUUGCCUUGCCCAUGUUAUUCAGCUUAGCCUUAACCAGCUUCUGGAUCGCCUAAAGGCAGCCCCUUUAAAUGAGACUACCCAAACUAAAUGGACUGAGAAACAAUCAACCCUUGCUAAGGAUAAUUUAAAGCGCCAGAAGUGUGAGAUCUCUGUUACCUUGAAUAAGGUACGCUAUCUUGCAAUCUACAUUCAUGCAAGCCCCCAACGCCGUGAAACAUUCAUCAAUCUUCAAACAGAGGAACCAAAGGUUAUUCCAAUACAAGAUGUACGGACUCGGUGGAAUUCAACCUUCCUAAUGCUUCGCCGAGCUAAGAGGCUUCGUGAUUUUUUCCUCCCAUUUUGCCUGGAAUAUGACUGUAAAGAAAUGCUUUUAACUCCAGAGGAGUGGCGCCAAAUCGAUUACCUGCUCUAUCUUACUGAGCCCUUCUUUGAAUAUACGACUGAGCUAUCGAAGACACGAGAUAUAACCAUACAUCUUAUAUUCAAGCUUUAUAAUGCAUUAUUUUUGCAUCUUGAAAAGUCCAUGGCGCAGCUUAGGCAGAAGCGGGUUCCAUGGAAAAGGCACAUACUUCAGUGCCUUGAAGCUAGCCGAUUAAAGCUUGAUGAGUACUACACACAGACAGAUAGUAUUCCAGGGCACAUAUAUGCAGUUGGUACAAUGCUAGCUCCUGACAGCCGGUUCCAGUUUUUCCAAUCAGAUGACUGGGAUGGGUCCUGGCGACUUAAGUACCGGAGUGCAUUCCAGACAGCUCUUACUCCCUACCAAGAGCACCAAGAGCAUCUUUCUCAUACGUCAGACACAGGAAGCUCCCUACCUACACCAAAGCUAAGCUUAAAGCUUAAUAAGAUAUUAAACAAAAGCAAACCGAAGACAAGGCUAGCUAAAGAUGAAAUGACACAAUAUCUUGAUGGUGACACUGUUGAGACUGAGCCUCUUCAAUUCUGGAGAGAGCACCAAGGACGUUUCCCUAUAAUCUCUGCACUUGCACGGGAUGUUCUCUCAAUCCCAGCAACAGGUGCUGGUGUAGAGCGGCUAUUCAACACUGCCCGGGAUAUCUGCCAUUAUCGCCGUGGUCGUAUGAAGUCUGAAACAAUUGAGGAGCUGAUGCUGUUUCUCUGUGCUUCAAGGUUUGACCUUGAAGGGCAGCAGAGGAAAGAACUUCAGCUAUUCUUUUCCUUAGAUGAGAUUGAAGCAGAAAGGGAGCAAUGUGACGAGAGGCUAGAUGAGCUUGAUGGAGAUGGUAUAAGUGAUCGUGAGGAGGCUGAGGAGGAGGCUGAGGAGGAGGCUGAGGAGGAGGCUGAGGAGGAGGCUGAGGAGGAGGCUGAGGAGGAGGAGGUACUACAGCUACCAGAGAUGAGUACUCAGCUACGAACAUCGGGAAGGAAGCGAAAGAACAGGGAGGAUGAUGGAUAUGAGCAUUACUAA
This is a messenger RNA of Penicillium malachiteum, 2484 nucleotides long. RefSeq lists its product as uncharacterized. The coding region runs from base 1 to 2484 and encodes 827 amino acids. NCBI's taxonomy places the organism in Eukaryota, Fungi, Ascomycota, Eurotiomycetes, Eurotiales, Aspergillaceae. The transcript has 5 exons. The record is from RefSeq and is a predicted model, not a curated record. Gene Ontology annotation, molecular function: protein dimerization activity; DNA binding.